Messenger RNA from Monopterus albus (swamp eel), 1309 nucleotides. RefSeq names its product proteasome activator subunit 3 interacting protein 1 (gene psme3ip1). Gene Ontology annotation, cellular component: nucleus. Bases 123 to 899 code for a protein of 258 amino acids. The transcript is spliced from 8 exons. The record is from RefSeq and is a predicted model, not a curated record. Lineage: Eukaryota; Metazoa; Chordata; Actinopteri; Synbranchiformes; Synbranchidae.
GAACUGUUGCUGUAAAGCAUGUCGGAACUAAGUGGCACGUUGAAAAUCCUGACGAGCAUUUUUUGCUGUGACACAAAACGAAUUUGGAGCACUAGUACCAUAUCCGAGCUAGGUAAGUUGUAAUGGCAGAGACAACUGGUAUCGACUUAAACAGGAAGUUUGUGUCAGAAGCAGAGCUUGAUGAGAGGAGGAAGAAGAGACAGGAGGAAUGGGAGAAAGUUAGGAAACCUGAUGACCCAGAGGAGGCCCCAGAGGAGGAGUAUGACCCACGUUCCCUCUAUGAACGGCUACAGGAGCAGAAAGACAAGAAACAGGAGGAAUAUGAGGAACAAUUCAAAUUCAAGAACAUGGUGAGGGGAUUGGACGAGGAUGAGACCAGCUUCCUGGAUGAGGUCUCCCGGCAACAGAGCCUCGUGGAGAAGCAACGCAGAGAUGAGGAGAAGCAGGAACUGUUAGAAUACAGAAGCGCUCUAGUGAAGCAGGCAUCAUCUGAGAGCCGCAGAGAGCCUGAAAAAAAGGUGACACCUAAACAUUCAGGGUCAGAGCAAAGGACCAGUCACCUGUCUCAGGCCCACUUAUUGGUUGGAGCUGUCAAAAGACGCAGUUCUUCCCAGUCAUCAGACAGCAGUAAGAAACAGAAGGUGGAAAACACAACCACAGCAGCAGGGAAUGGAGACAGAGACACAGAACAGGAGGGAGGAGAAGGAGGAGGAGGAGGGGGAGCUGAAGAUCAACAAACAGUCCCCUGCCUCUCGGCAAACACUCCCUCGGCUCCCAUGCGCUCUGGUCAAGGCGUGUUACACCUGCCAUCAGCAGCCGUGUGCGUCGGCGUUUUACCAGGGCUCUGGGUGUAUUCUGGCAGCAGUGACUCUGACAGCAGCUCAGACAGCGAAGUUUAAGCCGAGCAACCAAUCCCGCACUGCCUGCCCUGACGACAUUCUGCCCCCCAUGCCCCCUUCCCAACCCAAGCCACAGCGACUGCAAGCUGUGAUAUUGGCUGAAGGAACAGUGACUGACAGCUGUGGAGCAAGGAAGAGACUGCUUUAGAUUGUGUCACAUGACUCACACCUUUUAGCCGUCAAUGGCAGAGGGGAGAGAGAGACAGGGCAGGACAAGCUUCUCUCUCUCUCUCUUUGGAUUAAAUGCAAAGUUUGAGUGGUUUGAAAAAUAAAGUUUUUUAUUUGUGUGCUGUAAUGUGAUUCUCAUCUGAAGUUUGAGACCAUGUCACAUUAUUGCUGGAAAGAUGCUGGACUGUUUGCUAGAGCAGUGUUUCAUCUGAGCAGAGAAAAAAUAAAGAGCGUUCUCUUGA